AUACUAUGUCUAAUAUUCAAUGUACAAUUUCUAACAGUGUAAAAAGUAAGGAUUCUGAUACAAAAGACAUUGAAGACAUAGACGAAGAAUCCAUCCUUGCUAAAAUUAAAAGACUUAAAAUCGAAGAGAAUCAUCUGAUGCAAGCAAUAAGAAAGCACAGCUAUUCAUUUAGAGAUGUCGACGAUGUGGCUACAGUCAGAGUGAACUACGAUUCCCAGUCGAACAAAAAUAAUCUGGAGAAAUCUAUCCGAGAAUUAAAAGAUAUGUUUGUGGAAAUAAGAAUGUGCACUAAUUCCUCGGAAAUUUUAAGGUCCAUUGACAUUCAUGAAAUAAAAACAACUAUUGUGGAAUUCGAGAAAAGAUUGAAAUCAUUCACAUUAAAUUUACGUUCGGAAAUGGUUGAAAUAAAAAAUGAUGAAAACCAAAUACUAGCAGAGAUGAAACAAAAUUCAAAUAUAACGAACAAGAUCAGAAUCCCAAAAUCGCAUCUACAUUCCGCGACUUAUAAAGACAUAGUUCCCAGUCCUGUUAAAUUGUUCAUGAAUUCGCCGUUCAAAUGUCCGGCCGUUCAAGAGUUCCAAGAAUUUAUUGCAAACAGUAAAAAUCGUCAUGGUGGCUGGAAUGAAUAUUAUCACAACGUUUUUGUCAAAACAUGGAUGAAAUAUUUUAGGUUAAAUUCCGUUGAUGAUUUUGAUAUGUUCGUAUCAAGUCUAGAAUCUUCGGAAUAUUUCAAUGAUUUUCUUUUUGAACUACAAGAAAAAUUGCAAGUUUUCAAAAUGGAUGACUUAAUAUCUCACUUUAAAUGGUACGCCAAGUUUGUUUACUUGAAAGAAAAUCAACAAAAAGCUAUUAAUAAAUGGAAAACAAAGAGGAAUUUGGUGAAGCAAUCAUCAAAGAUGGAGUUUGAUAAACGUGCCCAAAUCGAUUUACAACGAUGCACAAGUGCGCGUGAAAAUUCAGACACAAUAAUCGACGAAGGCAACAGAUGGGAUCUCGUUAAAGAAUCUAUGGAUUCAAUUAUGCGAGAACCGGAAAAUUCGAAUAGAUUACAUAAAGAUGAAAAUACGAGCGUUACUGACUCAGUGGCUAAUUUGUUCAAUAAGGAACGUAAACUGAAUGAUUAUCGGAGACCCACUGCACAAUGGAUCAAUAGAUGUAAGACCACCGAAGAAAAACAGAAUUGUUUCAAUAAUGAAACAGCCUUAGAAACGAUAAGUAAAAGGGGCGUGCCUUCCUGGAGAACCAAUUUGUAAUGCCUAAAUAGUAAAUUAUAAAUAAGCAACAUUUAAUGAAAAUUAUAACACAAUUUCUAAUAAUUUAUGGGUUUCCCUUGUUUUUUUACCUGAUCGUCGCUUAUCGGUGUACAUAGCUUUAAACUACUUGACGUAUUUUAGACGAUAUGACUCAAAUACUGAAAUACACUAUUACGUAAGUUCCGUCACAGGGCUGUUGCAUAUGUCAUUAUGCAAGACUACGUCUGUUUACAACCGCUUGCUGGUUUUCAAAACGCCGAAAGCAAAAUUCACUUCCUAUUGAGGUAAACCAAGAACACAUGCAUAUUGAUACUGCGUAUCGAUAGAUAGAUAUGGAUAGCUGUUGAAGUACUCGAUGCUUACAGUGUUGAUCACUAAGUAAAAGUGUGGGAGUUAACGGUGAUUUGGAAAAAAAUCCUUUUGUAAAAUAAGGAAUCCAUUCACGCUAUCAGACAUGCUGGACGCUAGUCUUCAAUUGCCAGAAACAGUGGAGCAAAUUGUAGGCUACAUAGCCGGCUUUAUAAGGCGAAAACUGCAAGCGAAAAUCAACUGUCCAGAAUGCUUAUCAUUGCUACCUGUUAAUGAAAAUGUAUAUUUUCACAAUCUGAUUAAUUUGCAAGAUUUCGGUGGACUUUUAUACCCAUCUGUAGUGUUGUAUAAAAUAUGCACACGCACAGAAACACUAAUAAGACAGAUAAUAAAAAUACAUGAUAACGGAAAAUAUGUCAGUGUUUUUCUAAAAUAAUUGAUAAUGAAGAUAUUC
Bombyx mandarina (wild silkworm) is the source of this 2016-nucleotide messenger RNA. RefSeq lists its product as uncharacterized. The record is from RefSeq and is a predicted model, not a curated record. Lineage: Eukaryota; Metazoa; Arthropoda; Insecta; Lepidoptera; Bombycidae.